UCUGCGAUUUUCCUGAUCGACCAAUAGCGCAGUCCUGCUCCGUACGCUUGCACGCGCUUACUUGGCUGCCUCCAGACUCUCAGACUUGCCCAGGUGCGGCCAUUCACUUGUGACUGCCGCACAGCAACCACCAUGACGUGCGGAUGACGGUCCACUGUUUGCAGGCACGCCUGCCUAGCUGCUGUGCCACUACCCCUCUGCCUGUAUAUAAGCACUCUUCCGCCGCUUAGAGACCUGCCCUUUAUCACACUCAUCCGCUCUCAUCGCCUCAACAACAAACACUUCCCCAACAACAACAACCAACCACCCCCACCAACAAACAACAUGUCUGAUUUCGGUCGCAAGGGUCUCGGCGAGCAGGCCAAGGAGAAGGUCACCCCCGACUCCCAGAAGUCUACUCUUGACAAGGCCGGCGAGACUGUCUCCGGACUUGGAGACAAGGCUGCUUCUGCCGUCCAGCCCGAGGGCAACAAGUCCGCAACCCAGAAAGUCGGAGACGCCACCCGCUCCGGCGGUGACAGCGCCCAGAAUCAGGGCCAGGGCAUGCUCGCCAAUGCCCAGGAGACUCUCGGCAACGCCGCCCAGUCCGUCUCGGACGCCGUCUCUGGCAACAAGAAGUAGGCGCCUUCGCUUGAUGCGGGUGCUCUGAGUCUUUGACUUCACUUCGACAAUGACACGAACAUUAUGGCAUGAGUUUGGGGCUUCCACUUUUUCUCCUGUGGCCGAAUUUGUAUCCGAUACCCUAUAGCCUAAGCUUCGAUGAAUGAGAAUCCAUGAAU
This is a messenger RNA of Paraphaeosphaeria sporulosa, 779 nucleotides long. Its product is annotated as chaperone/heat shock protein-like protein Hsp12. The transcript has 3 exons. Bases 325 to 621 code for a protein of 98 amino acids. Lineage: Eukaryota; Fungi; Ascomycota; Dothideomycetes; Pleosporales; Didymosphaeriaceae. The record is from RefSeq and is a predicted model, not a curated record.